Molecule: messenger RNA, 1845 nt
Organism: Oryza sativa Japonica Group (Japanese rice)
Lineage: Eukaryota; Viridiplantae; Streptophyta; Magnoliopsida; Poales; Poaceae
Product: cytochrome P450 93G1-like
Cellular component (GO): membrane
Molecular function (GO): heme binding; oxidoreductase activity, acting on paired donors, with incorporation or reduction of molecular oxygen, NAD(P)H as one donor, and incorporation of one atom of oxygen; iron ion binding
Source: RefSeq, a predicted model, not a curated record
UGGUAGGUUAUCAUCCUGGGACGGAGGGAACGGAGGGAGUAUAUAUAUAUGUCUAUAAUAGUGCGUGCGGUGAAACAGAUCAGUAAGGUAGGAUGGCAUCGUUGAUGGAAGUGCAGGUGCCGCUGUUGGGAAUGGGCACUACGAUGGGCGCCCUGGCUCUGGCUCUCGUCGUCGUUGUGGUUGUGCACGUUGCCGUGAACGCCUUUGGGCGGCGGCGGCUUCCCCCGAGUCCGGCGAGCCUACCGGUGAUCGGGCACCUUCACCUGCUCCGGCCGCCGGUGCACCGCACCUUCCACGAGCUGGCGGCGAGGCUGGGCCCCCUGAUGCACGUCCGGCUGGGGUCGACGCACUGCGUUGUGGCGAGCUCGGCGGAGGUGGCGGCGGAGCUGAUCCGCAGCCACGAGGCGAAGAUAUCGGAGCGGCCGCUGACGGCGGUGGCCCGGCAGUUCGCGUACGAGUCGGCGGGGUUCGCGUUCGCGCCCUACAGCCCGCACUGGCGCUUCAUGAAGCGGCUGUGCAUGUCGGAGCUGCUGGGCCCGCGCACGGUGGAGCAGCUGCGCCCCGUGCGCCGAGCCGGGCUGGUGUCGCUGCUGCGCCACGUGUUGUCGCAGCCGGAGGCGGAGGCGGUGGACCUGACCCGCGAGCUCAUCCGCAUGUCCAACACCUCCAUCAUCCGCAUGGCCGCCAGCACGGUCCCCAGCAGCGUGACGGAGGAGGCGCAGGAGCUGGUGAAGGUGGUGGCGGAGCUGGUGGGCGCCUUCAACGCCGACGACUACAUCGCCCUGUGCCGUGGCUGGGACCUGCAGGGCCUCGGGCGCCGUGCGGCCGACGUGCACAAGAGGUUCGACGCGCUGCUGGAGGAGAUGAUCAGGCACAAGGAGGAGGCUAGGAUGCGGAAGAAGACAGACACAGACGUCGGCAGCAAGGACCUGCUUGACAUCCUGCUGGACAAGGCGGAGGACGGCGCGGCGGAGGUGAAGCUCACCAGAGACAACAUCAAGGCCUUCAUCAUCGACGUUGUUACUGCCGGGUCCGACACUUCGGCCGCCAUGGUGGAGUGGAUGGUGGCGGAGCUGAUGAACCACCCGGAGGCCCUGCGCAAGGUGCGGGAGGAGAUCGAGGCGGUGGUGGGGCGGGACAGGAUCGCCGGCGAGGGGGACCUGCCGAGACUGCCGUAUCUGCAGGCGGCGUACAAGGAGACGCUGCGGUUGAGGCCGGCGGCGCCGAUCGCGCACAGGCAGUCGACGGAGGAGAUCCAGAUCCGAGGGUUCAGGGUGCCGGCGCAGACGGCGGUGUUCAUCAACGUGUGGGCCAUCGGGCGAGACCCGGCGUACUGGGAGGAGCCGCUGGAGUUCAGGCCGGAGCGGUUCCUCGCCGGCGGCGGCGGCGAGGGCGUGGAGCCGCGCGGGCAGCACUUCCAGUUCAUGCCGUUCGGGAGCGGCCGGCGCGGGUGCCCCGGGAUGGGGCUUGCGCUGCAGUCGGUGCCGGCGGUGGUGGCGGCGCUGCUGCAGUGCUUCGAUUGGCAGUGCAUGGACAAUAAGUUGAUAGACAUGGAGGAGGCAGACGGCCUGGUUUGCGCUCGGAAGCAUCGCCUCCUCCUCCACGCCCACCCGCGCCUCCACCCUUUCCCGCCGCUCCUCUAGCUACCCCUACCUACCUACCACUCCUACUCCUUUCCUGUCCCUGUAACGCACCGUAAUACAACCAUUAUAAAUUAAUUACCACUUUACUAUAUUGUAAUAAUUAAUGUGUAUGUAUUCCCUACCUAGACCUAUUGCAUGUCUCUCAAAUCAAAUAUUCCAAGCAAGCUUGAUUGUGAUACAGAUGGGACAGAUUUCAGAGCUA